Messenger RNA from Loa loa (African eye worm), 173 nucleotides. RefSeq lists its product as hypothetical. The record is from RefSeq and is a predicted model, not a curated record. NCBI's taxonomy places the organism in Eukaryota, Metazoa, Nematoda, Chromadorea, Rhabditida, Onchocercidae. The annotation marks the transcript as partial. The transcript has a single exon.
AUGAGGAGUUAUAUUCGACGUACGUGGACAUCAGGUUAUCAUAGUUAUACUCGGCGUGCGUAUAAAUCAAAAUGCCAUACGCAUACGUUAUUGAAAGCCGUGAAUUCCAUACAUUUGGGCGAAACUCUUGCAACAAUGGCUAUUUUUCUAUUAAUUCUGUUGGAUGGAAUUGC